GACUUGGAAUCUUUAAAGUCUCUGUAUCAUCUUCUCCAACUUCAUUCCUCUCCGAACGCUCCUUCUGUGGAGCUAUGGCCUCCACCGCAGUCAUCGACGUGCGAUAUUUCGGAACCUCUAAGGUUAAAGUUGGGGAUAGAGUGAGGCAUCUCAGAGCUCUUGUUGACAACAAUGGCAAAUUGGAUCUCGACAUGGGAGGUUUGCGGCAAGAAAUUCGCAUCCUUUGUAACCUCCCACCCGGUGCUGACAUUACUCUAACGUACAUUGAUGAAGACUAUGAUGUAGUAACUCUUGUGGACGACAAUGAUCUGCGGGAAGCAAUGAGGCAGCAUCUGAAGUCCUUCAGGAUCGAUGUGCAGAUGAACGAUAAUGACAAAGAAGACUGCCGUAAAAAUUCAAGCUCCGAAAAAUGUCACGUGACGGAUGCUGUAAAUGUGACAAGUGAUGUGAGUAGUAGCAAUGUGUUUGAUGAAUUCCAUCUAGCAAAUUACGAUCACCAUGUUAGUCCUUCUGUUAAACACUCUGAAGACGAAUGUGGUAUGAUGUGCCAUGCGAGCAUUCGCUGUGGCGUCUGCAAUGACAAGGUCGCGACGUUGUGGUUAGCGGCGUUAGCCCUCGUAGUGUCGGUUCGGUUAUUAUCACGGCGACAUGGAUCGGAGUGUUAAGUGCUGCUAUACCUCCUCUGCAUGAAGGGUUUAUAUUUUCAGCACCAUUCAUGUGGCAAAUGAGCUUGUUUUUGUGUUCAACCAAAUAAAGAGAGGCCUUGUUGCUUUGGCUUGUGCAGCAAUUUUGAGUCUGCAGGCCAAUUAACAUAUAUAGCUUGUUUCUUCCGUUUUAUUUCUUUGUGAUAUGAGUUAAUUUUCUUCUUUCUUUUUUGUGAAUUGUCAACGAGAUGUUGGUUUUCGCAAAUGCUCGUAAUCACUUGAGUUUGUAGAGCAAUUCGUGUAAAUUACCAUCGCAUGUUUACUUACAUUUGUCUUAUGACUUGUUCCUUUUUAUG
Molecule: messenger RNA, 1000 nt
Organism: Malus domestica (apple)
Lineage: Eukaryota; Viridiplantae; Streptophyta; Magnoliopsida; Rosales; Rosaceae
Molecular function (GO): protein binding
Source: RefSeq, a predicted model, not a curated record